Molecule: messenger RNA, 1083 nt
Organism: Microthlaspi erraticum
Lineage: Eukaryota; Viridiplantae; Streptophyta; Magnoliopsida; Brassicales; Brassicaceae
Source: the annotation of a GenBank genome assembly
AUGGAUCGAAGAACUAAGAAAAAGCAAAAGCGCAGCAAAUCGCAAGUAAUCGCAUCUCUCUCAAAGAAGGAGUUGCGAGAAGCGAUGAAGAAGCAAAACGACGCAGCUUUGGACCUUACACGUAAAGUAAUAGCUUCCGAAGCACGUCACGCUAACUUCGUCUUCUCUCCGGCUUCAAUCAGCGCUGCACUCACGAUGAUGGCUGCUGGUAAAGGCUCUGGUUCCGACGAGCUUAACGCCGUCUACAGCGAGAUUGCUACAGUCGUUUUUGCUGACGGCAGUGCCAGCGGUGGCCCCAAAAUCACGGCGGUUAACGGCGUUUGGGUCGAGCAAUCACUCCUGGUUGAUCAUUCGUUGAAAAAUCUCUUUGAGAAUGUCUUCAAGGCUACUUUCACUCAAGUUGAUUUCAUAUCAAAGGCUGAGGAAGUGCGUAUAAAGCUGAAUAGAUGGGCUUCGGAUCACACCAAUGGUCUCAUCAAAGAUAUUCUUCCUCCUGGAUCCGUUAAUUCACUAACCCAACAGGUUUAUGGAAACGCAUUGUACUUAAAGGGAGCCUGGAAAGACCACUUCAAAAAGUCUUUGACGAAAGAAGAAGAGUUUCACCUUCUUGAAGGCAACCCGGUACGUGUGCCUUUCAUGAGAAGCUACGACAAACAAUACAUUGAGGUUUACGACGGCUUCAAGGUCCUUCAACUACCAUAUCGACAAGAGCUUAAUGAUGAUGAUACCGGCCGGAAAUUUUCUAUGUAUUUCUAUCUUCCGGACAAGAAAGAUGGAUUGGAUAAUCUUGUUGAGGAAAUGACAUCAACUCCUGGAUUCUUGGAUAGUCAUAUUCCGAAGGCCAGAGUUUUAGUUGGUGAUUUCAGAAUCCCAAAGUUUAAGUUCUCUUUCAUGUUUGAGGCUUCAAGGGCUUUGGAGGGAGAUGUUUUAGAGAAAAUGUACCAUAAAGCUUGUGUCGAGAUCGAUGAAGACGGCGCUGAAGCUGCGGCUGUCACUAUUUUCAAAGGAGCAGGCUGUUCCCGUUUCAGGCCCCCUCCUCCGAAGAGGAUAGAUUUUGUGGUGAUCAUCCAUUUCUUUUCUUGA